CGGAGCUGGUUCGCGACGCGGCUCCGGCAUUGCCGGUUUGAACCCAAUGCAAAUGCAGAGCGUUCAGACAUUGGCCGGUCCGACGGUGGUUGGCUCGCAGCGCGGCAGGAGUAACUCAUUGCGGAUCGAUAAUGAUAUUCUGUUGCGUCGCUCGUCGUCGCUGCGGCAGGGCUUGCCCAGCGUUGGCGUCAGCCAUGGUCGUCGCAAGUCCUCGCUGGAGGAGAUCGGCAUCAGUCACUUUACCACUUUGAUGCAGGCCACCAAUCACAGCAAUCCCAUCAAGAUAUCGCUCAAUGGCAGCAUUGGCAUGGAGAAUCAAAUCUCGUUGCAAGUGACGCCGCCCGAGGAGCCAACGCCCAUGUUGGGCGUGCCGUGUGUUUUGGGCGGCGGUGGCGUGGGCGGCAUUAAUCCAUCGGCACUUGGCGGCAGCGCUGGCGGCGGCGGCGGCGGCGGUAGCAGCAGCGGCAUGCUGGGCGCCAGCUCCUCGCUGGCCAUAAAUACCGCAGAUCUGGGUCCUGGACCGAGCACCUCGUCGGGCGCCUCGCUGCAGGCGCAGGACUCGCUGCCGCAGUCGUCACAGGGGCCGUCGCCGCAGCACUUGCAGGGCACGAUUGUAUGA
This is a messenger RNA of Drosophila hydei, 619 nucleotides long. RefSeq lists its product as uncharacterized. The record is from RefSeq and is a predicted model, not a curated record. Lineage: Eukaryota; Metazoa; Arthropoda; Insecta; Diptera; Drosophilidae. The transcript has 4 exons. The coding region runs from base 47 to 619 and encodes 190 amino acids.